GGGGGCUGAGCCUGGGCGCGCCUGUGGGCGGGGAGCGUCCCGGAGCCCCUUGCUAGGAGUCAGCUAGCUCUUCGCGUGGCAUUCUGGGAUGCGGUGCCCAGACUGACUUUGACCAAUGGGAUGUGGCUACGUCACAAGCGGCGCCCCCCAACACAGGCGUCUAUCAGCCCAGCGUUCCCGUGCUGGGGCCACGCGGUUCUGCCCGCUGAGCUCCCCUACCCAGGCACGAGGCCUGCGGCCCUCCGACAUGGUGGACUACUCCCAGGUGAGGCCAUCAGGAAGGCGUACCGCAAGCUGGCCCUCAAGUGGCACCCCGACAAAAACCCGGAGAACAAGGAGGAGGCGGAGAAGAGAUUCAAAGAGGUGGCCGAGGCCUACGAGGUGCUGUCGGACGCCAAGAAGCGGGACGUCUACGACCGUUAUGGCCAGGCCGGGGUGAGCGGAGGCGGCGGCGGCGCGCCCUUCCACGACCCCUUCGAGGACGUCUUCAGCUUCCGCGACCCGGCCGACGUCUUCAGGGAGUUCUUUGGUGGCCGCGACCCAUUUUCCUUUGACUUCUUCGGAGACCCGCUUGAGAACGUUUUCGGGGGUCGAAGGAGCUCCCGGGGAAGCAGAAGCAGAGGGUCAGCACCGCUUUUCUCCACCUUCAAUCAGUUUCCAGCUUUUGGAGGUGGUUUUUCCUCUUUUGAUCCAGGAUUUUCGUCCUUUGGCCCCCUGGGAAAUGGGGGCCUUUCUUCCUUCUCCAUGUCGUGUGGGAGUGGUGCGGCAGGCAGCUUCAAGUCCCUGUCGACUUCCACCGAGAUAGUUAACGGCAAAAAAACCACCACCCAGAGAAUCAUUGAGAAUGGCCAAGAAAGGGUGGAAGUGGAAGAAGACGGAGAGUUAAAGUCCCUGAUAAUAAAAGGCAAAGAGCAGCUGCUCCACAUUGACACCAAGUAACGCCGUCUGUCUGACUCCGAGGCACAUUUGAGGAAUUGCAGGACCUAAUUUUAAGAUUGCGCGGGAACUCCACUUUCAGAACACCUGCACCCAAGAAUCUAUAAACAGUACAUGCCAGCACCGUAUUCAUUGUUACCGUCAGAACCACACGAAUAGACUUCUUUUUGUCUUUAAAAUUGUUGUAAAUAUCUGUAUGAAUUUUGCUCUUUAUUAAACUUAAUCCUGAGGCUUACCACUGUUUCAUAGUGCUAGGAAGAAAUGCUCAUCACAGCACCUUGAACGUUUUUCUAUUUGGAGCACAUAUGGCAAAAGAUUUGAGUGUAUUAGGGCCAUUAGGUGGCAGGGUCAUUAAGGCGCUGGACU
Tupaia belangeri chinensis (Chinese tree shrew) is the source of this 1302-nucleotide messenger RNA. Its product is annotated as dnaJ homolog subfamily B member 3-like. Gene Ontology annotation, molecular function: Hsp70 protein binding. NCBI's taxonomy places the organism in Eukaryota, Metazoa, Chordata, Mammalia, Scandentia, Tupaiidae. The record is from RefSeq and is a predicted model, not a curated record.